This is a messenger RNA of Closterium sp. Naga37s-1, 2016 nucleotides long. NCBI's taxonomy places the organism in Eukaryota, Viridiplantae, Streptophyta, Zygnematophyceae, Desmidiales, Closteriaceae. The record is from the annotation of a GenBank genome assembly.
AUGGAGUUAAAGCAGCUGCCGAGUCUGGUAGGGUUACCAGAGUCGAUAGGGCACCUGGGGGGGCUGCGAGUGUUGGAGGUAGAGGGGUGCGAUGCGUUGCGGGAGGUGCCUGAGUCCUGGGCGCAUCUGUCGGGGCUGGAGCGGCUCUGCGUGAAUGGCGCCAGGCAUUUGGCGACCCUGCCGCCCUUCCGCGUUGCUUCCUCUGCGUUGGGUCUUGGCGGUGGGAACGCUGGCGGGUUGGGUGGAUUCGGUCUGUUGGAGCGCCGUGAGCGGCAUAGGUCACCUUCUUAUGCUGCUGCUGCUGCUGCUCCAGGGCCUUAUUCUUUCCAUGGCCCACCCCUCCCUCUCACCAACCCACCACACCUCUCCUCCACCCUUUCCGCUCUCCGUUUCCUGGAGAUUUCCGACUGUGCUUCGCUCACUUCCCUGCCCGAAGACCUCGGGCAGCUUCCUGCCCUUGACACGCUGCUCCUGCUCAAGCUCCCGUCCCUCGAACGCCUGCCCGACUCUCUUGGGCAGCUCCCCGCGCUGAAAGUUUUUGGCCUGUCACUCUGCCCGCGCCUGGAAGAGCUGCCCGUUUCAAUGGCGAACCUGCCCGUGCUACAGUGCCUGGUGAUCCAUGACUGUUGGCGAUUGGCCUCUCUUCCCCCCAACGCCCUGAAGCAGUGGGAAACCCUAACGGAGCUGAUUGUAGCGGAUUGCCCUGCUCUAGACGACCUUGGGUUUGGGCUGGAGGGAGCAGAGGGGGAGAGGGAGGGGGGGAGGAAGAGGCGGAGGUGGGCUGGUGCGGGAUGGAGGAGAGUGAGAGGGGGAGGGAUGGAGGGAGCGGGGCGAGGGGAGGGGAGUGGGAUGGGGAGGAGGAGGGUGGGGAAAGCAGCGAUAGAUGAUGACGAUGAUGAAUUCGAGGAGGAUUCUUCAGAUGAGGAGGACGAUGAGAGUUACGUGAGUGACGAGGAAGAAGAGGAGAGUGAGGGUGAUUAUGGGGAUGAGGUGGAGAACGAAGAGGAGACGUGGGACGAUGACUCUCCCGUGCACUUCCCCUUCCCUACCACAUCCACAGCAACUGGGUCGUCGACAUUCCGAUCCCCACACAUCCCAUCAUCUUCAUCACCAUCAUCAGCAGCAUCGUUCCGGCCGGCACGGCAUUUGCACCACUAUGAGAGGGUGCUCUCGCGCCUCUCCCACCUGCACUACCUCGAGGGCUGGCUGUCUGGCAGCCCGCCUCUGCUCGCCUACUUUGAAAACUCCUUCCCCCACGGCCUCUACUCCUCCCUGCGCCUCAAUUCCGCCCCUGGACCAUCCCCUCUCUCCUUCAACCCUUCAGCUUCGUCCAACCCUUCUCCUGCUUGCAACCUGUUGCCAUCAUCAGUCCUCCCCCCACCACCGCGUGCAUCUGAUUCGCUUGCUGCUGGGAGUCCCCUGCCUGCUGUUGUCUCGCUAGCAGUCACUCCUCCAGCAGCCACGUCAGCAGCAGCCACAUCAUCAGCAGCGCCUACCACUGCGCCACCUCCACCACCGCCACCACCACCGCCACCAGCAGCAAGGGCUCCGAUUGCAGCAGCUACUAGCAGCGUUUACCCCAUCAGCAGUUUCUUUUCGUUUGGCGCUGCCUUUGGCCUGGGUGGAAGCAGGUUCGGGACUGGUGGUGCUGCCGCUAGCUCAGCAGCAGGUGGCAGUAGCACAGCCGCAGGUGGAGGAGGAGCGAAGGAUGAAGGCAGGAGCAGUGCUGUCAGCUAUCCCAGCAGGGUGCUGGGCGGCGCACUCCCCUGUCUGCACAUUCUCGUGGUGGACGGCUGCGGUUUGGACUAUCUGCCGCCCGGCCUGCUGCAGCUGCCCGAGGUGAAGGCGAUUGGAUUCUGCGGGCGGCACGGCGUGGGGUUUAGGGACAAGCAGGCGCCGGCUCGGGAGGGGUUUUCCCAUCACGCGUGUGGCAGCCUGGACCAUUUCCACAUGUAUGUGCGCCACACCCGGUUCUGCUGCCGGCACUGCGGUGCCGCGGUGAAGAACCCGCGGUGA